AGGAGGGCACGUCGGCGCCUCCGCGGGGAUGGCGAUCCCCGGGACCCGGAGCUGAGCGACCCAGCGCGUGCGGGCAGGGCGCGCCGGAGGAAGGCAGCCUUGCUGUUCCUCCGGGAGCCCAACACCGUUCCCGCGCGGCCACGAUGAUCCCUCCGAGCGGCGCCCGGGAGGACGGCGUGGACGGGCUGCCCAAGGAGGCGGCCAGCGCCGAGCAGCCGCCCUCUCCUGCAUCCACCAGCAGCCAGGAAUCCAAGCUCCAGAGACUAAAACGAUCACUCUCUUUCAAGACCAAGAGUUUACGGAGCAAAAGUGCUGACAACUUCUUCCAGCGUGCCAACAGUGACGACGUGAAGCUGCAAGCAGACAUGCUGGCUGAGGUCAGCCCCAGCUCCAGCCCACUCCCUGUGCCCGGAAGCCUGACGUCCACGCCCGCCAGGGCAGGCCUGCACCCAGGCGGGAAGGCCCAUGCCUUUCAGGAACACAUCUUCAAGAAGCCCACUUUCUGUGAUGUCUGCAACCACAUGAUAGUGGGAACAAAUGCUAAACAUGGACUGCGCUGCAAAGCCUGUAAGAUGAGCAUCCACCACAAGUGCACAGAUGGCCUGGCACCCCAGCGGUGCAUGGGCAAGCUGCCAAAGGGGUUCCGGCGUUACUACAGUUCCCCCUUGCUCAUUCAUGAGCAGUUUGGAUGCAUUAAAGAAGUUAUGCCCAUCGCCUGUGGCAAUAAGGUAGACCCUGUCUACGAGACCCUCCGCUUCGGGACCUCUCUGGCCCAGAGAACAAAGAAGAGCAGCUCCGGCAGUGGCUCUGAUUCACCUCACAGAACCUCUACUUCAGAUCUCGUGGAGGUUCCUGAGGAAGCUGAUGGGCCAGGAGGCGAGUACGACCUAAGGAAACGCAGCAACAGCGUGUUUACGUAUCCAGAGAAUGGCACUGAUGAUUUCAGAGACCAAGCAAAGAACAUAAACCACCAGGGACCUCUUUCCAAAGACCCAUUACAGAUGAACACCUACGUUGCCUUGUACAAAUUUGUACCACAGGAGAAUGAAGAUUUGGAAAUGAGGCCAGGAGACAUUAUUACUCUUCUAGAGGAUUCCAAUGAAGACUGGUGGAAAGGAAAAAUUCAAGACAGGAUUGGCUUCUUUCCAGCCAACUUCGUCCAGAGAGUACAACAAAAUGAGAAGAUUUUUAGAUGUGUUAGAACCUUCAUUGGGUGUAAAGAACAGGGGCAAAUAACACUGAAAGAGAAUCAGAUCUGUGUGAGUUCUGAAGAAGAACAAGAUGGCUUUAUCAGAGUCCUCAGCGGAAAGAAGAGAGGCCUCAUCCCUCUUGAUGUCCUAGAAAACAUCUGAUCGCCAGCCCCACCUAUAUUUGCAGUGGGCAAGCUCUGCUUCAGUGCCGAUGCCGUCUGCCUCAUCUCACACUGUGUCCACCCGGAGGAGCUGCUGCACUGACAAGACCCCAGGAAAUAGUGGGACAAGACUCAAGGGUCUGAGACUGUGGAGUAACAGCCACAAAACGGAAGGCCCACCGCACGGUGUCACCAGGCUGCCCAAGGUGGAGACAAGGCUGAGCAGGCCUCAGAGCCAGGUGCCUGCCUGGCAGCAGCCAUGGCAGGGCUGUAAACCACAGUGGUCCCCCGGGGCCCAGCUCCUUCCCUGUCCGAGUGGUGUAAGUUAACCCACUGGACUGUGCAGCAGGUUGUGGGGUAGCCCCAGUGCAAGGUUCAGGUCCAUGUAGCCAAGUAUUAUUCUGGCUCCAGACCUUUGUCCCCAGUACCAGCCAAUCAGCAUGAUCUCAUUUCAGAACCCAAGCAGUCCCUCUGCAGAGCAUCAGGAAGGCCUGCUUUCUAGCUCCCUACAUUCCAGUGCUCCCCGGCACGAUGCCCCCACUUUGUGAUUGUGCAGUCCAGAGUGGCUGGCUUAUUCUUUCUUUCUCUUCAGUCCUCUGAGUAAAUCCUGUUGAUGUGCAUUAGACGUGAGGGCUACGUUGACAUGGCACCAGCUGCAAAGACCUGGCCUUCCCAGAGAUUGCUGACAGGCUGUCCUUCCUGCUGCUGUAGUUAUUGGCAGAGGUGACAGGGCAGAUACGAAGCAUAGGUAUGGGGAAGGACAGAAGGGAUAAGGUGGAGCAAAGACCCCUCAUUUAUUGAAGAUUAUACAGCCCUUUCAGUAAUGAAGUCCUUUCUUGAAGGAGAUGGAGCUGGGGAAGAGGAUGUGGCCAACGGUCUCCAUUUUCAUUUUACAUCCUCUGUAUUAGGGGAAGCAUUUUUCCUCAUGCCAUCCUAUGGGACUUCAUUUUGGAGGCUGAACCCAACUUGCGGGGAACCAGGAACAUGGAGGGUAACCAAGAACAGCAUCUUAGAAGAAAUGCAGCCAAAUUGGAACCCAUUCUUCUUUAGGACAGCAUAUUAUAUAAACCCUAACAGAUGUAAAAUGGAAAAGAAUCCUUAAUGUUUUAUCCCUCUGAAAGCAGAGGAACUUGGGGCCUAUUUAGCAUCAUCUAGGGGAAUCUCUUGUUACUCUGCACUUGUACUAAUGUUUACAAGAAUGCAAUAUACUGUGAUGCCUUCCUCCUCAAGCCUCCUCCUAGCAUUCAAACUUGCAUCCCAUUAGUCAUUAAUAUGGUUAAACUUCAAUUCACAAUGACGUUGGAAUCAAUGUCAGUUUGAUAUAUUUUGUUACCGAGCAAUAAAAUCAUUGGAACAAUGGUUUUUAAAAGACUUAAGCGGAUGCAUCCAGUGCAUGUAAGCAUUAUUUCCCAAACCAAAGCAUCAUUAAUCUCCAUUUAUUUAUUUUGUUGCUACUCAGUGUGAAGUUGGGAGCUGAGAGGGGAUGGCUGCUGGCUUCACAGAAGUUUGGAUGCCUUAUUCUCAUUCCCAAGCCAGCAUCUAGAAUUUCCUCCCUCUCUGAUGCAACAUGCAAAACCAGGUGUAUAAAGUCAAGAUGCAUUCUUUGAAAGCCAGGGUGGAUAAUAUGAUGGCCUUUGUGUGUAAUUGGAUGCCAACUGCAAACACUCUUUCCGUCUAAUUUAAUAUUCCAUUUAAUAAAGACAACACAGUGGCUGGAAGGAGCAU
This is a messenger RNA of Microcebus murinus (gray mouse lemur), 3076 nucleotides long. It is a transcript of the gene STAC, whose product is annotated as SH3 and cysteine rich domain. Lineage: Eukaryota; Metazoa; Chordata; Mammalia; Primates; Cheirogaleidae. Gene Ontology annotation, biological process: positive regulation of voltage-gated calcium channel activity; skeletal muscle contraction; positive regulation of protein localization to plasma membrane. The record is from RefSeq and is a predicted model, not a curated record. Gene Ontology annotation, molecular function: transmembrane transporter binding.